GCCCGAGUCCGGGCGCGAGCACUUUUUUAGUAUUACAUUAGAAUUCUACCGUUUCCAGGGUUAUGGACUGUAAUAAAUUCGCUGGAAGAUUUGUAACGUUCCCUUUUCGUCAUCAUCCGAGACAGAUGAAGUCGACUUUCUGCAGCAUGGAAGAGCCAAAGAAGAGCAGAGGAGACCAAUUCUUCACCCCCGUCCCCCGUCAACCCCAGCGCUUUCCCCCCAGCAGUGGGGUUCAGGUGGCCCCUAUAUGGAGUCAGUGUGGCCGCCUGACCCCCAUCACUGGGGUUCAGGCAGCCCCCGUCCCUACGGAGCGAGGGAUUGGUCACCUUCCCCCCAUCACUGGGGUUAAGGCGGCCCCUGUCCUCCGCAGCCACUUCCUCCCCAGCGCUGGAGUUCAGGUGUUCCCUGUUGGGAGUCAGUGUGGCCGCCCGACCCCCAUCACUGGGGUUCAGGUGGCCCCAGCCAAUCUCCACAAAGUCUCCAUGGGGAGACGGUGUGGCUGCUUGGACCCCGUCACUAGGGUUCAGGCAGCCCCCGUCCCCACGGAACGAGGGAUCGGUCACCUUCCCCCCAUCACUGGGGUUAAGGCGGCCCCUGUCCUCCGCAGCCACUUCCUCCCCAGCGCUGGAGUUCAGGUGUUCCCUGUUGGGAGUCAGUGUGGCCGCCCGACCCCCAUCACUGGGGUUCAGGUGGCCCCAGCCAAUCUCCACAAAGUCUCCAUGGGGAGAUGGUGUGGCUGCUUGGACCCCAUCACUAGGGUUCAGGCAGCCUCCGUCCCUUCGGAGCGAGGGAUCGGUCGCCUUCCCCCCAUUGCUGGGGUUGAGGCGGCCCCUGUCCUCCGCAGCCACUUUCUCCCCAGCGCUGGGGUUCAAGUGGCCCCAGCCAAUCUCCGCAAAUUCUCCAUGGGGAGAUGGUGUGGCUGCUUGGACCCCAUCACUAGGGUUCAGGCAGCCCCCGUCCACUCUGGUGGCCAAUGA
Messenger RNA from Sphaeramia orbicularis (orbiculate cardinalfish), 977 nucleotides. RefSeq lists its product as uncharacterized. The record is from RefSeq and is a predicted model, not a curated record. Bases 63 to 977 code for a protein of 304 amino acids. The transcript is spliced from 2 exons. NCBI's taxonomy places the organism in Eukaryota, Metazoa, Chordata, Actinopteri, Kurtiformes, Apogonidae.